Messenger RNA from Solanum stenotomum, 3188 nucleotides. RefSeq names its product putative pentatricopeptide repeat-containing protein At1g56570. Gene Ontology annotation, molecular function: RNA binding; protein binding. NCBI's taxonomy places the organism in Eukaryota, Viridiplantae, Streptophyta, Magnoliopsida, Solanales, Solanaceae. The transcript is spliced from 2 exons. The record is from RefSeq and is a predicted model, not a curated record. The coding region runs from base 174 to 2000 and encodes 608 amino acids. Gene Ontology annotation, biological process: RNA modification.
UUUAAGUAUAAAGUACUGGAGAUCACUUUUUUAGCUUCGAACACAGAGAAUACCAGUUGCGACUUGUACAAAUGAAGCACAUUUUUAUACAUUUAUACUGUUAUACAUUAUGAAUCGAAGACUUCUACUUUCUGUAAAUCGAUUUGUGUUAAUCUUAAAUUUAUGUUUAAGCAAUGAAUGCAAGAAAGCUAGUUUCCCAAACUCAUUGUACUCAAAUUCCUCAAACUAUCAAGAACUCUCUUCUUUGUGCUGCAAUCGACCCACCCCAUUCAAACCCACCAUUUGUACCCAAGCCUCCUUCUAUAUUAGCAACUGGUCUUCUCAAGUCGUAUUUUGAAAGGGGUCUGAUUAGAGAAGCACGUACACUGUUCGAUGAAAUGCCUGAAAGAGAUGUUGUUGCUUGGACGACCAUGAUUUCUGGGUACACUUCAUGUAAUCUCCAUGGACGUGCUUGGAUGGUUUUCUGUGAAAUGAUGAGGUAUACGGAUGUGCGCCCCAAUGAGUUCACGUUAUCUAGUACGUUGAAGGCUUGUAAAGGGAUCAAUUCGUACUCUCAUGGAGCUUUGGUUCACGGUUUGGUUCUGAAGCAAGGCAUGAGUGGAAGUAUUUAUGUUUCGAAUGCACUCUUGGAUGUCUAUGCUACGUGUUGUGUUGAUAUGGAUGAAGCAUCUGCGGUUUUUCAGGAGAUUAGAGACAAAAAUGAUGUGUCUUGGACUACAUUAAUCGCGGGAUAUACUCAUCGUGGUGAUGGCUAUAUGGGGCUUAAUGUGUUUAGAAGAAUGUUAUCGGAAGAGGGUGAAUCAAACCCAUUUAGCUUUUCAAUAGCAGUCAGAGCUUGUGCCUCGGUCCACUCAUGUACAUAUGGGAAGCAACUUCAUGCUGCAAUCGCCAAGCAUGGAUUGGACUUUAAUCUACCUGUAAUGAAUUCUAUUUUAGAUAUGUAUUGUAGGUGUAACAGCUUAAAUGAUGCAAAGCAAUGCUUCCAUGAAAUGACUCAAAGGGAUUCAAUCACCUGGAACACUUUGAUUGCUGGAUAUGAGAAGUCUGAUCCAUAUGAAUCUAUCAGCACAUACUCGCAUAUGGAGCUUGAAGGUCUCAGCCCCAAUUGCUUCACAUUUUCCAGCAUUAUAGCAGCUGUGGCCAAUUUGGCAAUUUUGAGUUGUGGAGAGCAGAUUCAUGGAAGAAUCAUAAAGAGAGGCCUCGGAGGGAACUUGGAGUUGGACAAUGCCUUAAUAGACAUGUACGCAAAGUCUGGAAAUAUUGGAAGUGCACGUAGAAUUUUUGAUAAAAUGCCCACGAAAAAUCUGGUUUCGUGGACCUCAAUGAUGAUUGGUUAUGGAAGCCAUGGAUAUGGAAAUGAAGCUGUCAACUUUUUUGAAGAGAUGGUUAAAUUUAGAGUCAGGCCAGAUAGGAUAGCAUUUGUGGCAGUUUUAAAUGCAUGUAGUCAUGCUGGGCUUGUAGAUAAAGGUGUAAGGUAUUUUAUGUCAAUGGUUGGUGAUUACAACAUAGCUCCAGAUCCGGAGAUUUUUGGGAGUUUAGUAGAUUUGCUUGGACGCGCUGGAAGAGUUGAGGAGGCUUUUAAGUUGAUAGAGAGUGUGCCAUUUGAUCCCGAUGAAUCUGUUUGGGGAACACUCAUAGGAGCAUGUAAAACACACAAUCAUCCAGAUUUGGGCACGCUGGCCAUAAGAAAGGUGUUGGCAUUGAAGCCGAAAAUUGCAUCAACUUAUGUAAUUCUGUCAAAUAUCUAUGCAGCUGACGGUAAAUGGGGUGACUCUGCAAAAAUGAGGAAGUUGAUGAGAAGGAUGGAUACCAAGAAAGAGGCAGGGAGAAGUUCAGUAGAGAUAAAGAAUCAGAACUAUAGUUUUGUUGCUGGAGAUAAAAUGGGUUCACAUAUGGAUUGUGUUGAUGAAGUUGUAAAAAUCCUGGUCGAACAUAUGAGAGACACACGAUAUAUUCCUGAUUUGGACUUCUUUAUACAUAACUUAGAAGAUGGAACUUGAAAAGUAACAGCAAUGAGGUACAAAGUGUUUGCUGUUAUAUAUGUUGGCAUGGUGAUUCAUUUUCUUCAGAAGUCACGUUGCAUUCUAUACAAGAGGGGAUUUUUUGAAGAAAGUUGAGGGUGGAUAAUCAAUCAGUUUUAGUCAAUAGUUGAUACUGUGAGAAAAGGAACUAGUGGGUUAUGUAACCAAGUAAAAUCAUUCUUUGCCAUGACACAGUACAUUUGAAUUUCAUGGAAAGCAAUCUCUUGAUUAUUCUGAACCUUCAGUCUAGGGAAUUUUCUGAAUUCUAAAAUGCUCCUGGAAGAUCCAGCUAGGGGACAUUGUUAUUAUGGGAAGAUUGAACAACUCUAUGAUCUUCUUGUAAUUCGCUUGUGUUCGUUAGUCAUUACCAUGUCUGGAAACAAAAACAGCUCGGUGCCAAACAUGAACCAGCAGAUAUGAUACAUGGACUUCAGUGUAUCUUUUGACUUGUAAAAUGUUUUGGAAGAUCCAACAUCAGUACAUUGUUAUUAUUUGAGGAAUAAUAUGAUCAUUUAGAGAUUUGUAUCUGCUGUCUUUGCUAUUCUGGGAGGAAAAUUGCUCAAGUGAUAUUGCUAAGUCUCAGAUCCGUAUAUUGAGUAUGACCAUUCUUUAGGUGGUGAAACACAUUCUACUUGUACGGCAAAGUGGUUUUGGAUUGUUCCGUAAUUCUUGUCUGGAGACUAUUGUGGAAUUGCUACUGUUUCUGAUCCAGUCAGUUGCAAUAGCUCAUUGUCUAGGGAAAAGGUGGAGCAUCAUUCACGACAUGCACCAGUCAACAUUGUUAUGAAGCAUCAUUGAUCAGCACUCAGAUUGGUGCAUAGGUGACAUUUGUGUAAAAUCAUAGGUCGUGGUGAACCAGCAAAACAGAACAGAUGAUCUAUGCUAAUGUUCAAGGUUGAAAGUUUUGCCCCCAACGGAUAGUUUGCUAGUAAGCAGGCAGAGAUGUAAAAUUCUAACUUCAUUUUUCCAGUUGAUAAAAUACAUCAUACAACUAGAAAGGGAGCAAAAUACAAACAUUACAGUGCUCAAGGUCAUGGAAACCUUCUUUGCUGCUUUGUAUCACAUUCUCUAUCUUAUCUACAGAACAAGUCAUGAUUUUGAGAAAUAAGAAUGUCAUGUUACAUGCCAGUUUUACAAGAGUAUUGCUUGUAUAUUUGGCAGUAUAAU